Lineus longissimus is the source of this 1457-nucleotide messenger RNA. Its product is annotated as transport and Golgi organization protein 11-like. The record is from RefSeq and is a predicted model, not a curated record. NCBI's taxonomy places the organism in Eukaryota, Metazoa, Nemertea, Pilidiophora, Heteronemertea, Lineidae. The transcript has 4 exons. The coding region runs from base 142 to 822 and encodes 226 amino acids.
AGUUCACAUCUGACUUCAUUUUUCCCAGCAAAUGACAAUGUCACAGCCCAUAAAGUCUGAAUUUUAGCAAGAUUAUACAGUAAUUUUCGUCAAAUUACUGACCGAAGAGUAGUUUUAGUGUCCAACAUCGAUUAAUUAAAGAUGGCGGAAUUUGAAUAUUCAUCCAACUAUGCUCCGGAUCCCCUGACGUCAUCGUAUGAUCCUAACUUCACGGCAGACAUCAGCAACAAGAUGCGUAUCCCGCCCACGUUGGGGGUAGAUGGUGACAGUGACCGCCCUUGGGCAUCUCAGAGUAAUACUCGUCAAUCCAUGGGAGAAUCACAAGCUAGUAUGCAGGUGCCUGAGAGGAUACUAUUGGCAGGCUAUGACCAACACAUUGGCGUACAGGACCGAGAGCGCAAUCUACAUUUAGAUUUAGUACCAGAAGUACCUGUAUCGUAUCAUGUCGGUCUGUCAACGCCUCCGCGAGUCCUGACAGUUGAAGACACCAAGUUCCCACAAGUUGAAGAAGAAUUAGAUCGAUCCAUGGACAAGACGAUGAAUAUAUCGCUAGUGAACGGAAUGGUUUCUAUGGAUGACGUUAAGAGAAGUUUGACUCCACCUUUACCCUUCACCCCUGGGAUGACCCCAAGUGACGCGCUAGUUGGACAAGGUGACAGUGAGGGCGAUAAAAUCCACCGACGGAUUGCGACGCUGCACCGUCACGUGAUACAUUUGGAGCGUGAAAAUCAUCGGCGGUCGCAACGAGAAAUGAUCCUGUACCCGGCGGUGGUUUUAUAUUUUGUAUUCCAAUUAGGAAAGUGGUUUAUGAGCAGAAAUUGAUGGAUUAUGUAAAGGCUACAUUGGGGAAACGGAACAUUUUUUGGAGGGUUUCUUCAACGGGUACAUUGUACCUUAUGGUAAACAAAUAUAUUUCAAGGACAGCAUGGGCGGAAUAUGGCUUGUCCUUACGCUGGUAGGUCGGUUUGCAUCACAUCAGAAGCCAGGGACGAUACUGCUAGUACUGAUACCAAGAGUGGAGACAGAUUUGGAGCAUGCUGUCAGAGUUGUUAAUCUUCUAUGCAUGAUGAUGCUUGAAAACUGAUAUGGGCACAAUUGGCUGAAGCACAAUGUCGGAUUCCCUGGUAUGUGUUCCACAGAUAAUUCAUAGAUAGUGGGAAUGUUACAAAGAAUAGUUAUAUAUUUCAAGAAUUUAAUGAGGCAUAAAUGAAAGAAUCGGGUAGUAAUUCUGUGUUGUUAUGGUUGUGGGCGGUCCUAUGCUUGACUGGGGAAAGCGUGACCUUAGAAAGGUUCCGAUAAGGUGUUCAUUGUCCAGGCUUGGGACAUAGUCAACAGACUCAGCACUAAUAUUAUUCUUGUUUAAAUUCCUAUCUGUCUAGUUGUUGUGAUCAAUAAUUAUUGUAAUGUUUAUUUAUAAUGAAACAUGACUGUAUAGAAAAAUAAACAAGACUUAACUU